Molecule: messenger RNA, 2115 nt
Organism: Daucus carota subsp. sativus
Lineage: Eukaryota; Viridiplantae; Streptophyta; Magnoliopsida; Apiales; Apiaceae
Product: protein FAR1-RELATED SEQUENCE 5-like
Exons: 8
Coding region: 1-2115 (704 amino acids)
Biological process (GO): regulation of DNA-templated transcription
Molecular function (GO): zinc ion binding
Source: RefSeq, a predicted model, not a curated record
AUGAUUACAUUGGAUUUGGCUAAAAUUAGUGAUAAUCAAGGUUUGACUUGUGGUGAUUGUUCUCGUGUGGGGGCUGUUGAUGUUAGUGAUGUUGUUGUUUCUGAUGAAUGUGAUAGUUCAAUAACAAACUACACGUUGUCUCCUGGUGGUCAGAAGUAUUAUUUACCAAGUUCUGUUGAUUUAGUUGAGAUGCCGUUUGCUAAUCAGGUGUUUGAUAGUUUAGACAAGGCGUUUAAGUUUUAUAAGGAGUAUGGAAGGUUGGGAGUAAAGAAGGGUUAUAAUGUAGCUAAUUUUGGAAGUGAAAAAAAGGUUGGUAAAUUUGUUAAGGAAAGGCGUACGGGGUCUCAUAGAUGUGGAUGCAAAGAGAAAAUAGUUGUCAAGAUUAUGAGUCUUAAUAGGUAUUUUAUAAUGAAUUUUGUUGAGUCGCAUAAUCAUCCUUUAGCUAGUGAAGACGGUCGGCAGUUUUUGAGAUGUAGUAGAGAUAUGAGUAUUAGUUUGUGGAAUAUGGUUUUUGAUGCUAGUAAGGUUAACAUUGGAUGCAGCAAGGCUUAUAGUUUGGUAAAGGAAAUGGCUGGUGGUUAUAGUAAUGUAGGUGCAACCUUACGUGAUUUUAGAAAUUUUAGUCGUGAUUUGAAAGAAUAUGUUGGUGAAAGAGAUGAUGGAUAUUUAACCAUGCUGUUUUGGGCUGAUGCGACUGGUAGACGGAAUUUUGAAAUAUAUGGAGAUGCUGUGUCCUUUGAUGCCACAUUUGAUACGAACAAGUAUAAUAUGAUUUUUGCGCCGUUUACCGGUGUUGAUAAACAUGAUCGAUGUGUUACAUUUGCUGCUUGUCUUUUCGCAAAGGAGAAUGUUACUCAUUUUAGCUGGGCAUUUAGGCAUUUUGUGAAGGCAAUGGGACGUAAUCUAGUUGUUUUGAUUACUGAUCAGUGCUCUGCGAUGAAGAUAGCUAUCCCUGAUUGUUUUUCUUCUGAAAAUGGAUUAGUUGCUAGCAAGCAUCGUCUAUGUAUGUGGCAUAUUAUGCAAAAAUUUCCAAUUAAGCUUGGUAACCGUUUAUGCAAGGAGACUGAUUUUAUGGAGAAAAUGAAGGCUUAUAUUUGGUCAUCAAUAUUGGAGAUUGAAGAAUUUGAAAAUGGCUGGAAAUCUGUUAUUAAAGAGUUUAAUCUUGAGGAAAACAAGUGGCUAUCUGAUAUGUAUGAGAUGAGGGCAUCAUGGAUCCCUUCAUAUUUUAGGGACAGUCCGAUGUUUGGUUUGUUGAGGACAACAAGUAGGUCUGAAAGUGAAAACUUUUUCUUUGGCCAUUUUCAUAGACAGAGUGAUACAUUUCCAUCGACGUUGUCAAGAUGGUUUAUUGAAAAUGAUGCUGCUGAAAUCUUUACGCGUGCAAUUUUUUACAAGCUUCAGGAAGAAAUUAUAGCAUCGUGCUUGGAAAUGCAGAUUAAGAAGAUGAGUGAAGAUGUUAAUGGAGUCAUUCAUCUUGAAAUUAGAGAUGUGAAGGUUAAGGACAAAAUUUUUAAGGUUUCCGUUAGUAAAGCUCAUGCUGUAUGUUCAUGUAAGAAAUUUGUUAUGUGUGGAAUAGUAUGUAGGCAUGCAUUCUGUGGCUUGAAGCAAAUAGGCGUUACAAAAUUUCCUAAAAGCCUCGUGCUUAACAGAUGGAUGAAAAUCGCUGACUGUGGCAGUGGAUCAAAUGUUGAUUUGGUAACUAAUGACUAUUUCAAGAUGGAGAGAGUGUCUUUAAAGUUGUCAAACAUAUGGUUUGAUUUUCGUCAAACGGUUAACAAUGUUGGAGUUGAUUUAGAGAAACUUGAAUAUGUGCACAAAGCUAUAAAGGAAAUAAAUGCUGAGCUUGAAAAAUAUGGGGGUGAUGCUGCUGAGUUUAGUAAGAAAGAUCAUAUUGCAUCUAUUGUUGGUGAACAGCCAGUUGGAGAACUUAAUAUUCUUGUACCAAACAUUUCGAAGAACAAAGGUAAUCAUUUCAAGAGGUUGAUUAGUGAUCGGGAGAAAGCAUUGAAUAAAUCGAAGAAAAGGAUUAGAAGAUGCAAAGAAUGCUCUAUGACGACUCAUGAUUCUAGAACUUGUCCAAAGAAGAAAGGAGGAAUGGAAACAAAUGUGUGUUAA